AUGAGUCCGCAUCAGCUGGCGACCGUUCUCCUCCUGGCUUCUCUGAUCAACUUGGGUCUUGGCCAGGUGCCCCGGAAUGGCUGCUCUCCGCGAUUCCAGUACCAGGGCUAUCUGGGGCAGUACAUCGGCUUGGUGAAAGUUCGUCAUCCAGUGGCCAAUAACCAGACGCUGGUCCUGCAGUUCUCCCAGCAGGGAUACCAUGACUUUAACGACUACGUGGGCAGUAUUUCGUUGGUGGAUGAUGAUGAAGUGACCCAGCAAAAUCUGCGCCAGGGAUUGCCGAUUCGGUACCGUGUUGAUUUCCCCAUUCCAACAAUACCGCCGAAGAUAACUAGCAUGCAAAUAAAUGGCAUGGAACUUUGCGGUGGCUUAGAGUAUCCUAAGCCAAGAACUGGCAUUACGCUGCGAAUCACUUGGACGCCCUCCUACAUAUCAGUUUUCGGGGCUAAUCCCCAGCCUGUGCCAACCCGACCGCAACCCACUUGGCCCCAAGAGGAAAGUCCACAGAUCGACUACAGAGAAACCAGGCCCAGUCAGCCAAGACUGGAGGAUAGCGGAGAGCUGUUUGGAAGGAGUAAUGAGUCACUGCCAGCGUUCCGGAAUCCCGGAAGGGGAUCUGCCCCUCAGCAGGCGAAUCAGAGUAGAGGUACUACCUCCCAGCCGAGGAUAACAAAUCCCGCUCCACAGCGGACGACACCAGAUCCUAGUCGAUCUUCUGCCCCAAUCGGUGAGCAGACGGUGAGAAGCCCUGUGGAUCUUGUUCCCCAGCAGAACCCUUCAUCCAAUGGGAUUCCGUGCGGUCGGGAGCGAGCUAGUACCACUCCAUUGAUCUUCCAAGGAACAAGUCUGGAGCGAGGUCAGCUGCCAUGGCUGGUGGCGAUCUUCCAGCGACGGGAGAGCAACGGACCCGCCUUCAUCUGUGGAGGAACCCUGAUCUCCACAUCCACGGUGCUAUCGGCCGCCCACUGUUUUCGUGCUCCUGGAAGGGACUUACCCGCCUCUCGACUGGCCGUCUCCUUGGGACGAAACACUCUGGCUAUUCACUCUGAUGGAGAAUUUCGCGGGGUAUCCCAGCUGGUCAUCCACGAAAACUUCCAGUUCAAACAGUUCACGGAGGCCGAUUUGGCGCUAGUUCGGCUGGACCAACCUGUGAGGUACACGGACUACAUAGUGCCUAUUUGCCUCUGGAGCACCAGCAACCGCAUGGAUUUGCCCCAGGGUCUGGGGAGCUAUGUUGCCGGCUGGGGACCUGAUGAGACCGGCACCGGCAACACUGAAGUGUCCAAGAUUACCGACCUAAAUAUCGUUACCGAGGCGAACUGCGCCGAGGAGCUGCCCCAUGUGCUAGUCCAGCCGAGCACCCUGUGUGCCAAGAAGGCGGGAGCAGGACCUUGUGCCAGCGAUGGAGGCGGACCAUUGAUGCUCCGGGAACAGAACGUUUGGGUGCUGCGGGGAGUGAUCUCCGGAGGUGUGAUCAACGAAAAGGAAAACACCUGUGAGCUAUCCAAGCCAUCCGUAUUCACCGAUGUGGCCAAACACAUAGAAUGGGUUCGCCGGAACAUGUGGAAUUAAACAGAAAUUCAAGCUGGCCAAGCUGAAGUGCAUGGCGUCCUUCUGUAGAGAUUCCCAAUCAUGAGUGUACUCCAAAUCACGUAAUCCGAAGAUCUAUGUAUUACUGCCUACUACUGCGCUAUGGGUAAUUCUAAGUGGAUUCAUUAAUCAUGGAAAAAUUAAAGCCAAGCGGAGCACUUUGAAUACCCUGCAAA
Drosophila erecta is the source of this 1766-nucleotide messenger RNA. RefSeq names its product serine protease 42. The coding region runs from base 1 to 1572 and encodes 523 amino acids. Gene Ontology annotation, molecular function: serine-type endopeptidase activity. The record is from RefSeq and is a predicted model, not a curated record. Gene Ontology annotation, biological process: proteolysis. NCBI's taxonomy places the organism in Eukaryota, Metazoa, Arthropoda, Insecta, Diptera, Drosophilidae. The transcript is spliced from 4 exons.